Messenger RNA from Habropoda laboriosa, 3159 nucleotides. RefSeq lists its product as uncharacterized. The coding region runs from base 1 to 3159 and encodes 1052 amino acids. The record is from RefSeq and is a predicted model, not a curated record. NCBI's taxonomy places the organism in Eukaryota, Metazoa, Arthropoda, Insecta, Hymenoptera, Apidae. The transcript has 4 exons.
AUGAGUGAUUCUGGAGAGAAUGUUAAAUAUAAAUGGACACCUGAAAGCACUUCAUUGUUAGUGUCAGUAUGGUCAGAUAAACAAGUGCAAAAACAACUUGAAUAUACUUCGAAACCACAACUUAUUUGGGAAAGUGUUGCACGGUAUAUGAAGAAGAAAGGGUAUAAUGUUUCGGGUAAACAGUGUCGAUCUCGAAUGAAGCAGGUUUUAGUUUGUUAUCGUGAAGCUAAAAGAGCUGGUACUCGAGCUGGUGUAGAGCAAUAUUAUGAGUUAAUAGAUAGAGUUCUUAAAAACAAACGUAUGGAAGGAAAUAAUAUUGGCAUAGAUACUGUAGAUGCAAUGAUAAAUGUUAAGUCGCCUCCAAAAGAAAUGAAAACAAAUAAGAAUUUACAAAUGAGACAUAAGUUUCAAGACCAUGUACCAACACUUCAUCGCACAGAGGCAUUAUCACCUACUUGGACAUUAGGAUGUGAUAACGAAUAUCCUGAUUCACCUGAAUCAAAUGAAACUAUAAUAGCACAACCAUGUAGAGUCUUUUCUCCCACAAAGGAUGUAGCUAUUAAUACUCGUGAAAAGUUGAUUCAAAUAGCAGGAAAGUCAACACAAUGCAAUAUUCUUCCAGUUGAACAUCCGCUACAUAUAAACUAUAAACAAAAUUUAUUAUCAAGUUAUAACUAUGGAGAAAUACCCUUCCAAAAUACUGUACAAAAUGUGCAAAAUCAAAUAAUUCAGGAGAAUAUGCAACAAAAUCAAAAUUUGCAACAGAAUCACAUGUAUAGUCAACAAAACAUGUUAGCAAAUAAUUUUAAUCAACAAAAUUUACAAAACUUAAAUCAAGGUAUAACAGCACAACCUAUAAAUGUGCCAAUGCAAAUUAAUUCAAUGGCAAUGCAAAAUCCUAAUUUGAAUCAUAUAAUUCAACAACAAAAUCAAUUACAACAAAUGACGCAUGUAAAUAAUCAUGCAGUGCCUCAAGAACCACGAAAAAUGAUGUUAGAACAAAAUUUUGCAGGUACAUACAAACAGCAAUAUGAUAGUUUAUUAACUCAUAUGCCUGCAAUAGUAAACAUAAAACAAACUGAGUCUCAAUCUCCAGAUUAUUCACCAGAUGUAUCUCAAAAUUUAAAUGAUGCUUUUUGCCAAUCAAAGAAUGAUGAAAAAACACAUAGUUUAAAUGAAACUUAUAACAGAAAUAUGCAAGCAGCAAAUCCACUAGUAAUGCAAAAUUCUGAGAUCUCUGUAAUGACAAACAAUGCAACAUAUAAUGAUGACAGUCUACUGGAAUUUUCGAUAGAUUCACCAACUCCAUCAGAAAAUAAUAACAAAUCGAAAGAUGUGCCUGUUAAUACAAAUAAUAUUCCACAUGUGCCAUUAAGGAAAAAGAAAACACAAAAACUAGAACAACUUGUUUUAAGUGCUAUUAAUUCUCAAAAUGAAGUUGUUAAUAAGAUUCUUACUGCACAGAAUGAUAUGGUAACGAAAUUCAUAAAUAUAGAUAGAGAUCGUCAAAAUAGACUUGAAAAUCGUUUGGAUGAUUUAUUAAAAGUUGUUCAUGCUUCUGUGGUUACAAAACAAACUUCAGAAACAGAUGUUGAACUACCUCCGCCACCAACAGAACCUACAAUAACAUCUUUAGCACCUCCUCCUAGGCCUGGAGCUGCUCCUCCAAAAUUAGAUCUAGUUCCUCCAAAACCUUGUCGUGUACCUUGUACAGUGGCAAAUUCUAACAUUGAAUUAAUCAAUCAAAAUACUGUAACAACAAGGCCAGGCGUUGUUUCACCGGUAACUAGUCCAAUGAAAAAGCCUGGCACUAUAUGGUCAAAAUUAGGCCCAGUAUCACAAUCUCCUUUUGUAAAAGCUCAACAACGAUUAGGCUUCCAACCUAUUGUAACUACAGGAAUACGCACUCAAUCCUCUGCGGAAAGACGUAUAACUAGGGAACUUGAAAAAGCUAUGGAUACUGAAACGUUAAUAUAUGAAACUAAAAAGUUUUUAAAUAUCGAAAAGCAAUUAGAGGAGAAAAUACAAAAUGCUCAUCUUGAAGCAACAAUAAGCAAGACUUUACAUACUCGUAGAAGAUUAUUUACACAAAGAGAACCUACUGCAGCAAUGAUACUAACUGCAACAUUUUUAGAGAAUGAAUGCCGGACUUCGGAACAACUUAAGAAUUGCAAUGACAUUUUAAAUAUUAAUGACAAAAAUUUAAAAAAUAUCGAUGAUCACUUAUUAUCAGGUCAAGGAGAAAGCUAUGAGCGCUUGAGGCAAUUAAAUGUACAGCCUGCUUAUGUACAUGAUAAACCGAGUGAUACAUCUACACCAGCAAAAUUAGGGACCAUUUUUAAUAAUAAUGGAAAAACAUCUGCAACUGUACCAAAACAAACAAUUCAACAAUUAUCACAGCUAGUGAUGAAUACAGGAAGGUGGAAAGAUAAUGGAGUACAAAAUGGAGCACAAAAUCAUGGACAUGCAAUUCAAUCAAAUGCCCAAAAAUAUCAAAUAGACACACAAAAUAGAUGUCCAGAUUCUUAUAACGAGGCACUUGUAGUAGAACAGCCUAUAUCCAUACCCAAAGAAAAUCAAACAAAAAAUGAUCAAAAUCAUAUUCGUGACUGGAUGUUGAGCAAAUAUAAAGAUCCAAUAAAUGAACAGAAAAUGACAUAUAGUUCAUCAUGCAAUGUAAUAAAUCAAAAGCCUAAUUAUCCUAUAGGUUUCACAAAUGCGGCCUUCGACACUAAACAUUUAAAAGGAAAAGACUCCAAUAGUGAAGUAUGCAGGCCCAUUGGAUAUAAUACUGUACCAGAUCGUAAACAAAGUGUACGUUUCAUGGACGAAGCACUGGCUGAAUUACAACGCAUGUAUAUUGAAACAGUAGCUAAAGAACAAGAAAUGAAUGAUAGUUUACCAUAUGUAAUAGAUAAUGGUAAUACGCUUUCGCUUCAAAAUCAACAAAUGAUUGAAAGAUAUAUCCAUGAAAUAGUUCCAAGAAAGCAGCUGAAAGACAGAGACACUGAUUCUGAUAAUGAUGAAUUUUUGGAUACUACUACUACUAUGCCUGUAAUUGCUCCACGUCGAAGUUCUCUUACGUCAACUGGUACUGCAUCCACUGAAACUGCACAUUCCACAAAAUUUAUGAAACCAGACAAUUGCAUAAUAAGUUAG